ACCAACCCACCAUGUCAUUAAGAGCAGUAGCAAUGUAUCAAGGUGCCAGUAGUAUGACAUAGUUCGAUUCUUGCAAAUCCCGUCUCAAAUCCACGUAUCAUUUUGCUCUCGUACCUCAAUCCGGUGGACGUUGCCUACGUGGAAUACAUUGUACUUUAAAGCGCUAUCGUUAUCCAGAUGUCUGUAGGCUGUCUGAGGUGGGUGCUGGGUCAUGCUGUCAGGGUGUGUGUCGGCAGUGUCAACCCCUGGAGACCAACAUCGGUUCUACUGAGUGGCAGUGGUAGAUGCACUUCUGCACUCAAUUGGAGAUGGGUUCAAUUCGCUCCUUUAACAACCACGGUUGAUGAAACUGGAGAAGAACCGCUGCCCAAAAAGAAAAAGCAAGACUCCAGAGCCCGUGCUUCCAUAAGCAGUGUUGGACGGAAGAUCCACCAGCGCCACCUGCAGGUGAUCAGCGAGAUGGGCGAGAACCUCGGCACCAUGCACCGAGCAGACGUCCUAAGACUCAUGGACGAGCGAGGGCUAAAGCUGGUGCCGCUCAACGAAAACAAAGACCCACCCGUGUACCGCCUUAUGAGUGGUAAACAGAUCCACGAGGAGCAACUCAAGCUGCGUGAGAAGCAGAAAGCCAAGGGAGCCCCAGUGGAGGUGAAAGAAGUCCUCUUUUCAUCGGACAUCGCUGCACAUGACCUCUUGACCAAACUGAACCACGUGCGGAGCUGGCUGAACAAGAAGAACCACGUUAAAAUAACUCUGAGAUCAGGACGCGUUCAGCAAACACAGCCACUGGACACAGCCCUGGAGCACAUGGUGCAACAAAUAGAAGCAACAGUCGGGUUCGUCUCCAGGCCCAAAGUCAUUCGUGAUGGCAAAUCCGCCAUGUGUAUCCUUCGUCCACCUUCUGCUAAAGAGCUGUUGGAGGAGAAGAACAAACCAACUGUGGCACAGCCCGGCGUCCCCGAGUCACAGCCUCUGAAGCCCACAAUGCCAUCGCCUGACAGUCCAAAAGACUCCCAAGACUGAACCAGGGCAGCGACCGAAAUAAAGCAUUUUCUAUUGAAAA
Osmerus eperlanus (European smelt) is the source of this 1063-nucleotide messenger RNA. RefSeq names its product mitochondrial translational initiation factor 3 (gene mtif3). The record is from RefSeq and is a predicted model, not a curated record. Gene Ontology annotation, cellular component: mitochondrion. Gene Ontology annotation, molecular function: translation initiation factor activity; ribosome binding. Lineage: Eukaryota; Metazoa; Chordata; Actinopteri; Osmeriformes; Osmeridae. Bases 178 to 1023 code for a protein of 281 amino acids. The transcript has 4 exons. Gene Ontology annotation, biological process: mitochondrial translational initiation; ribosome disassembly.